AUUCACAAACUCAUCAAUACACUUUACUUCGGUUUAAGUCUGGAAGAAGUCACGUUUACGGCUGCCACGCCGUGGAAUCUCUCUCACCCAGCAAACCAUAAAGUCACGCAGCUGCGUGCAUUACGACUUCCGCCAUCCCACACUCGUCUGAACUUCGAGUUUCCAACAGUUGGGUGUAUUUCCCUCUCAGCCGCUUGAGCUUCCCAUUUACACCUAUCCGGUGUCACUUAAUCGAAAUCGCCUCAAGCGAUCCUAUUCUGGUCAGGUUGGCGGGACAGUCGCUCGCUUUGCCAAACUCAAAGAAAUCGCCGACUCGAGCAUAUGCUCGAUCCUCUAGCUGACCCCUGACCUUCGCGAAGAUAGACGCCACGAUGGCGGUCGGGAUCGAGAGAUUGGAGAGGAAAUUGGAUCGAUUGGAGAAGUUCUUUUCAAAAAAGAGGAAGGGAACAAGGUCAUCCAAUAUCUCCCUAUCUGAGAGCAGCUCAAGGCCGCCCAGCCCGUUGUCGGCCAGGCUGGAUGCAGAUGGCCAACAGUUCCCGUGGCCCUCGUUCAUCAGGCCUACAUCUUCCCGCAUGAUUGCUCGAGAGGAGGCGGCCCUGGGCCCCAGCCCCACACGAAGAACCAAGAGUCUCCCCGACUCCUCGAAUUCUCAGCAUCCCAUGUCCCUGAACAUUCGAGCAACUAGCGUAGGGACAGUGACUAGACCAGCAUUCACUAAAGGGGUCCCUCAGAUCCCGCCACGCGUCUCCUCUUUGGCUCCCGGUAUCCCUCAGGGAUGUACUCCACAGUCUCGCGGGCUGGGGAAGACCGUUCCUGUGUCACAGUUGCUGGAGUUCAGCUUCCCCGCUGCAUCUGUGGACGGCGAAAACAAUACUUCUUCGAGCUUCCGCUCCAGAUCCAACUCUAGAUCUGGUCCCAGGUCUUUGUCGCCGUCCACCUCGGUUUCCGUCUCACCAAAAACUCGUAAGAGUCAGAAACGCAAUGCCCGCCAUGCUCACGAUGAGACACCCAUUUCUCAGUUACAUAAACUUGAUGCCAAGGGCUCUUCGGUUCCUCAGUUCGACUUCGGCUGGACGUCGAUGCAGCAGGAAAGCCAACCCUCGGGAUCUGCUCAACACCAGAGCGCCGCCUCGAAAGCAUUGUCUAGGGAAAUUUCUCUACCCGGAACCAGACGUGCUGGGAUGGGCAAUGGCAAUUCUAUGAAGUGCCCCAGACCGAAGAGCCUAUACGACUCUGGAACCCUCGACAAGCUAUCUCACGCAUCCUUGCGCAAGUCUGUCAGCCUUUCCGACGUUGACUCGAUCCUCAAGGAGCCAAGUCUGACAGAGGUCAUGAAAUUGAGCGAAGAUGAUAUUGCCGAUCAUCGUCUGACACACCGGACCAAGACCACCGCACCCAACCUUCCAGCCCGUUCACUGUCCCACGACCUGCCGGCGGCCGCCAGAGGCCCGCAGACCGUGGAGACUUACCAAUUGUUGAUGCCUUCUCCUCCGCUUGCUAGCCGGCCCACUACAGUUGCGGCACUCGAGGCUGCGAGAAUCGCAGUCAAAUUCGGGUUUGACCUCGUCUACAUCGUCAAACUGUGGCCAGGCCGAACGGGCUACUCCAAACCCCAGCUUGCCCUCAAGCCGUCGUACGGCCUUUUCCCGCCAGCUCGUCCUUCCCCACAUUCGUUCCCGGGUUCAAAUGAGCUAGGAAAGGAUACCCUCGGAGCAGGAGCCGUUCCAUCCCUUUGCAACAGCUCGGGGUGCGGCAUGAGUGGGCGUUUGCUAGCGGCAUACGGCCUUCCAUCCAUCAUGUGCCCUUUCCAGAUCUCUGUCCCUGUCCACCAGAAGGUACUCAGGACGGAGGGCUGGCUAGAGUACCGCAGCGAGAACGCUGGCACCGCCAUGGACGAAUUUGCACGUGGCUACAGUUGCUCAUUUUACACCGGGCAUAUCCCUGAGAGACGAUGCGGGAAAGCUAGUCCUGACAGCAAGAUCCGGAUGUGCAAGGAGACUGCCAGAGCGGAGGCCAAUUGCGGCAUCGUGUUCGCAGCGUACAGACUUCCGAGCAAGGACAGCGCAGAUGUCGGCUGCAAUGCUGCCCAGCUGGCGGAAGUUCACAAGGAGGCACAGGCUCUGGUCGACAUGCUUCUUGACGUCCGCCGGUCCAUGCGAAAGAGACGAGCUGCUGCUGCUGCUUCGCCCAAGCAACCCACCACCGUCCCCAGCACGACAGCAGCGGAAGCGGUACACCGAACACCGCCUUGCCAAGUGUCGAGCGCAGUUGACAACAAGCGAUCAAAAGAGUCUCUGGUCUCGGGUACGGAGCAGUGUCACAAGCCCUUUCCAAAGUCCAUUCCAAAGCCCUCCACGCUUCGCCAGUCCGCCCAGCGCGCGGCUAUAGCUACUCACUCCAUCAGUCGUCUAUACAAGGCCGGUAUGAUGAAUGCGUUUUCUUGACCUCGCCAAGCCAUGAUAGAAGGAAAUGGACAUUGUCUCACCACUCUAUGGUUGGGGUUUGCAUGGGUUUCCUGCCACACUUCACAUGUCUGGCUGGUCUUUGAAGAGGAUGGUUUGUGGAGGGAAAGGAGCAAUAAGGAAGAAAAAGCUUUGCUAUACAUUUUACGAAGUUAUGCAUGGACAGUACAUGAAGACGAUGGCAUGGAAUGAACCUACCCCUCAAGAAUUAGAGUAAUGAAUUCAUGGCAA
Molecule: messenger RNA, 2693 nt
Organism: Canariomyces notabilis
Lineage: Eukaryota; Fungi; Ascomycota; Sordariomycetes; Sordariales; Chaetomiaceae
Exons: 2
Coding region: 372-2444 (690 amino acids)
Source: RefSeq, a predicted model, not a curated record